GUCUUCAAUCACUUGAGAGAGAAUGGCCAAAAAAUAUGAGGGACCUGCAAUAGGAAUUGAUUUAGGCACCACCUAUUCAUGUGUUGCUGUUUGGCAGGAACAGAACAAUAGAGCUGAGAUCAUUUUCAACGAACAAGGAAAUAAAACUACUCCUUCCUUUGUUGCUUUCACUGAUACUCAAAGAUUGAUUGGUGAUGCUGCCAAAAAUCAAGCUGCAGCAAACCCAUCAAAUACUAUCUUUGAUGCAAAGAGGUUAAUUGGUAGGAAAUACAACGAUCCCAUUAUUCAGGAUGAUAUUAAGCUGUGGCCCUUUAAGGUCAUUGCUGGAACUGAUGAAAAACCCUCUAUUGUUGUUAACUACAAGGGUGAGGAGAAGCGCCUUGUCCCUGAGGAAGUCUCAUCCAUGGUUCUGUCAAAGAUGAAGGAGAUUGCUGAGGCCUUUUUGGGGUCACCAGUGAAAAAUGCAGUUAUCACUGUGCCGGCUUAUUUCAAUGAUUCUCAGCGAAAAGCCACCAAAGAUGCUGGUGCUAUUGCUGGCCUCAAUGUUAUGCGGAUAAUCAAUGAACCAACUGCUGCAGGUCUUGCUUAUGGCCUUCAGAAGAAAUCUAGUUUUAAUGAAAAGCGAAAUGUGUUCAUCUUUGAUCUCGGUGGCGGCACAUUUGAUGUGUCUCUUCUCACAAUAAAAGAUGAUAAUUUUGAAGUGAAGGCCACUGCUGGUGAUACUCACCUUGGAGGAGAGGACUUUGACAACAGAAUGGUGGAUCAUUUUGUUAAGGAGUUUAAGAGAAAGUACAAGAAGGAUAUUAGUGAGGACCCAAGAGCCCUGAGGAGGUUGAGAACUGCCUGUGAGAGGGCAAAAAGGACACUCUCAUUUUCUGUAGAUACCACAAUUGAGGUUGAUGCUUUAUUUGUGAAUACUGACUUCUCUUCAACAAUUACUCGCGCCAGGUUUGAGGAACUCAACAUGGAUCUAUUUAUAAAGUGUAUGGAGACAGUUGAGAGGUGUCUUAAUGAUUCUAAGAUAGACAAGAGUGAUAUUGAUGAUGUUGUCCUUGUUGGUGGUUCUUCUAGGAUUCCCAAAGUUAUGGAGUUAUUGGAGGAAUUUUUCAAGGGUAAGGAUCUGUGCAAGAGCAUCAACCCCGAUGAGGCUGUAGCUUAUGGUGCAGCUGUCCAAGCUGCUUUGUUGACUGAAGGUGUUAAUAAUGUUCCAAACUUGGUGUUGAUGGAUGUGACACCACUGUCUCUUGGUAUAAACACAAAAGGAGAUCUCAUGAGUGUAGUGAUUCCUAAGAAUUCUACAAUUCCUGUUAAGAACACACAAGUAUACUCUACAAUUGAGGAUAACCAAUUAUCAGCCUUGAUUGAGGUUUAUGAGGGCGAGAGGACUAUAGCAACUGAAAACAACUUGCUGGGUUUGUUUAAUCUUUCAGUUCCUCCUGCUCUGCGAGGCCUUCCUAUCAAAGUAAGCUUUGCUAUAGAUUUUGAUGGUAUAUUAAAUGUCUCUGCAGAGGAAGAAACCACUGGUAAUAAAAAAGAGAUUAGUAUAACAAAUGAAGAUGGAAGGCUUUCAACUGAAGAAAUUGAGAGAAUGAUUCAAGAAGCUGAGAGUUUCAAGGCUGAAGAUAUGAAGUUCCAGAAGAAGGUGAAAGCAGUGAAUGCUGUUGAUGAUUAUGUUUACAAUAUGAAAAGAGUAAUGAAGGAUAAGUCUGUUAGUUCUAAGCUUUCCCCGAUGGACCAAGUCAAGAUCAAUUCAGCAAUUUUAAAGGGGGAAAAUUUGCUUGAUGGUGAACAGCAGCAAGAUGCGUUUGUGUUUGUGGACUUGUUAAGGGAGCUUAAGAACAUGUUUCAACCUGCUAUGGCCAAGAUCAACAAGGGUCUGACUGAUGAGGAUAGUGAUGAGGAUUAUUAUUAAAAAAUUGUUAUAAUUUUUUUGGCAUGUUCUAAUUUCUGUCUUUCAUAUUUCUAAUGUUACAUUGCUUGUUUUGCUUCUUUGAU
Molecule: messenger RNA, 1995 nt
Organism: Lotus japonicus
Lineage: Eukaryota; Viridiplantae; Streptophyta; Magnoliopsida; Fabales; Fabaceae
Product: heat shock 70 kDa protein 4-like
Exons: 2
Coding region: 23-1912 (629 amino acids)
Biological process (GO): protein refolding; cellular response to unfolded protein
Cellular component (GO): cytoplasm
Molecular function (GO): ATP hydrolysis activity; ATP-dependent protein folding chaperone; heat shock protein binding
Source: RefSeq, a predicted model, not a curated record